Salvia miltiorrhiza (redroot sage) is the source of this 2141-nucleotide messenger RNA. Its product is annotated as protein PAL OF QUIRKY-like. The transcript has 2 exons. Lineage: Eukaryota; Viridiplantae; Streptophyta; Magnoliopsida; Lamiales; Lamiaceae. The coding region runs from base 206 to 838 and encodes 210 amino acids. Gene Ontology annotation, molecular function: protein binding. The record is from RefSeq and is a predicted model, not a curated record.
ACUCAGCUCGGGCAAGGGGGCCAAAACCCGCCCCCGCCCCCAAUCCUCUGAGACCCUUCUCGAAAACUCUAUAAAUAGUAGCGCAUUGAGCCAUACAUAGGCUUGAAGAAGCAACUCCAAAGCCUCUUCAAUUCCCUCUCUCUCUAAAUUAGUACCCAAAUCCCCAAUUAAGCUAGCCAACCGGAACCCUAAAUAGGAGCGAAUCAUGAUCGGAGCUCCCCUCAGCUCUCACAAGCUCAGUCUCAAACUCCUCUGCAGCUACGGCGGCCGCAUCCUCCCCCGGUAUCCCGACGGGAAGCUACGUUACCACGGCGGCGACACCCGCGUCCUAUCCGUCGACCGCUCCAUUUCGUUUUCCGAGCUGCUGGUGAAAUUGGGGGAGUUGUGUGGAAAUUCGGUGACUCUGAGAUGCCAGUUGCCGAAUGAAGAUCUGGACGCGCUAGUGUCGAUCACCUCCGACGAGGAUCUCGCAAACCUAAUCGAGGAAUACGACCGCGCUGCGGCGGCGUCGCCGUCGUCGUCUCUGAAGAUUAGGGCAUUCCUCUCCGCUCCCAAAUCCACCAAAAAAACGUCAUCCCCUCCCUCCUCCUCGGCCUCCUCGAGCAGUAACGGCUCCACCUCGCCGAAAUCGCCGUUCUACUCCUCGUUACCGCCUAGAUACCCGAUGUCCGGCGGCGGACGGUGCAUCCGGCAUGCUUCGAGGCCUCCCGUGUACCCUAUUAUCGGUGAGAAAGCCGCCGGAAAACUUCCUCAUAACUAUGUCUAUCAAUGUCACAGUCAUAGCCAUGGAAAUGGCGGACAUGUUUUUGUCGUCCAAAAUGGCAGCCACUGGCAAUAGCAGAAAAGAUCUCGUGAAAGUGGAGACCCCAUUAAUCCAUCCAAAAAAAAAAAAUUAACCUAUAAUACUAAGUUGGAGAAGAAAGAGGUUUAUGUUGUGUAAGAUGCGUAUGGGACUGUGUAUAUGAUUAAGAAGGGGAUCCAUUUUUCCAUUGAUCCAUCCAUGUCUGCGUGCUCGAAAUUAAUGAAACAUUUUGAGUCCAUUGUAGUUUUAUACAGUAUAAAAUUAAUUCACUGAUUCUUCCCAUUUUACUUUUUACUCGAAACCACAUUUAAUAGCAAAGCAAUAGCGUGAGGGCACAAAUUUUCUGUUUCUUGUGCGUGUGUGUGUGUUGUAUUACUUGUUUUAGGCUUUGUUUUUCCACAACUGGGAUUUCCAUUUAUGCAUUAUUUGCUUGUUGGUUCUCUGUGUAAUUGUGUUUAGAUUAUGUUUCCUUGCUAAAUUAUUUUGUUUUUCAUUUCUUGCAGGUGGAGAAGGAUCCUUCAUUUUUCGAUCUAGAUUCCUUACUCGGGUCAAAUAGAUCGUGUAAUGAAUAUCAUUUUAUACUGGAGGAGAGUUUGAUACCUCAAUUUGUUCAAAUUGAUGAAAGGUAUGGAAAGAAUUGUUCUUGUUCUUGUUCUUGUACAAUUUGACAGACAAAACCAUUUGUUUCAACUAAAGUUGUUUCACCAUUUAAAAUCAAAUCUUGAAAGCCAUAAUGAAUAUUUGGACCUUCAUUUCUGUUUUGCAAACUUCUGUAUCCUUGAAAUAUUCAAUUUCUUUCAACAAUCUUGAAUUCAAAAGAAGCCCUUUGCUUUGUAACUUAGCUGCAAAUCUCAAUUUUGUGUGUGUAUGAAACAGGGAGGAUUCGAUUUUCAAAGAGGAAAAAGAGGAAUCUUGAAACCCUAACAUUGGACAAGUUGGAAAAAGCGUGUGAAUAUGCUGUUGCGACUUAAUUGGAGCUAUUGAAGCGUGGCUAAUUUUGGGCAUCAAUUAGUUGAACCUUCUCAACCUCCAUCAAUUUCAACUUGUUGAGACUAGGAAAUCUUUGGCCCUACAUGGCCCAUGUCACAGCUACUAUAAGUGGGGCAUCGAUAGCGCAUCGAAUAAACCACGCAGUAUGAGAUAAAUCGUGAUAUGUAUGCAAUUCGGGCGAGGUGAAAAAGGAAACUAAAUGUGAAGAAAUUAAGGUUAAAAACUUAAAGAAACACACAAGUGGAAGAUGAAUUGAAAGUGGUCUAAGGUUUAUGUUGUCCCACAAUUCCAUUGCGUAAUCUAUGGAAAGAAAAAGAUAUUGAAUCAGAGAGAAUAGAAAGUUUUGGCA